GGGGCCCCACUUCCGCUUCCGGUGAGGCGGCGAAGCGAAAGGGAGACUCGGAGGGGGGCCGGGUCGCCUCCGCGGAGGAGCCAGGCGGGCCCCGAGCCAUGAGGGGGCGGGGGCGGCGGCCGCAGGAGAAGCAGCACCAGCGGCCCCCUGGGCGGCCCUGAGGGGGAGCCCGAGCAGGCCCGAAACUCCUCCGCGGCCUUAGGGCGAGCAGGGCCCGCCAGAGCGAGAGCGGGGAAAAAACGAGGCGGGCGGGCCCAACCAUGGACAACCAGUGCAUCGUCCAGGUGAAGCUGGAACUGGGGCACCGGGCCCAGCUGCGCAAGAAGCCCACCACCGAGGGCUUCACCCACGACUGGAUGGUGUUUGUGCGAGGCCCCGAGCAGUUUGAGAUCCAGCACUUCGUGGAGAGGGUGGUCUUUCGGCUGCACCAGAGUUUCCCAAAACCGAAGCGAGUCUGCAAGGAGCCUCCCUAUAAAGUGGAGGAGUCUGGGUACGCUGGCUUCAUUAUGCCCAUCGAAGUCCACUUCAAAAACAAGGAGGAGCCCAAGAGAGUCUGCUUUACUUACGACCUCUUCCUAAACCUGGAGGGUAACCCGCCCGUCAACCACCUGCGCUGCGAGAAGCUGACCUUUAACAAUCCCACCAAGGAUUUCCGGCGGAAACUCAUCAAGGCGGGAGGGGUGAUGGUGAUGCCAGAAGGCGCAGAGACCGUUUCUAGGCCCAGUCCCGACUACCCCAUGCUACCCACAAUCCCGCUCUCCGCCUUUUCGGAUCCCAAGAAGACCAAACCAUCACAUGGGUCAAAGGAGGCUGGCAAGGAUGGAAGCAAGGCCUCCAAGCCACACAAGGUCACUCGGGAGCAUCGCGAGCGGCCCAGGAAGGACUCUGAGAGCAAAGCUUCUUCCCGAGACCUCGAGCGAGAGCCAGGUAAGGCCAUCAAGGACUCCUCCAGGAAACCAGCAGAGAACAAGCCACCCAAAGAGGAGAAGCCGCUCCCGAAGGCCGCCUUCAAAGAGCCAAAGCUGGCCGUCAAGGAGCCCAAAGUAGAGAACAUGUCCCCGAAAGGCGGUGGUGGCCCCCCAGGGCCAGAAGGGAAGCCGGCCGGCAAGAGGCCCCCGGCGGUGGAGUCGCCCAAGCUCAGCGCCAAGAAGCCCAAGAAGAGCAGCUCCAAGGCGGCCAAGGCAAGCGGGGGCCUCCCGGCCACCUCCCCCCGGACUGCCUCAUACGCCGAGAAGAAGCUGGCCAAGGAGAAACUCGGCCCCAAAGCCGAAAAGGUGAAGCCGGAACCCGAGGCCAAGGCCAUCAAGAAGCCUCUGGAGGUGUCUGUGGCGGAGGAGUCCAAUUCGGAAGAAGAAGCCUCUCUGAAAUCAGAGUCCGCCCCGUCCAGCCCCUCUAACUCAAGCUCCAGCUCUGACUCCAGCUCCGACUCUGAUUUCGAGCCGUCCCAGAACCACAGCCAAGGGCCCCUGCGUUCCAUGGUGGAGGAUCUGCAGUCGGAAGAGUCGGAUGAUGACGACAGCUCCUCCGGGGAGGAAACGGCCAUCAAGGCCACCCCCGUCAGCCGAGACGCCAGGCUCAGCCACAGCGACAGCGACAGCGAUAACAGCACCGACUCCUGCCUUCCGAGUCGUGAGACUCCUCCCAGCCAGAAACUGUCCCUUCCUAAUAACAAGGUCCCAGGGCGGAAAAGCCCGGAGCCGUGCACCAAGCCGGAAAAGAUUCUGAAGAAAGGAACCUACGAUAAGGCCUACACGGACGAGCUAGUGGAACUCCACCGGAGGCUGAUGGCUUUAAGGGAACGCAACGUGCUUCAGCAGAUCGUCAACCUCAUCGAGGAAACCGGCCAUUUCAACGUCACCAACACCACCUUUGACUUUGACCUCUUCUCUUUGGACGAGACUACCGUCCGUAAGCUGCAGAGUUAUCUGGAAGCUGUGGCCACGUGACCUCGGGCCCGCGGGAUGGAGAACCCUUCCUUCUCUCUCUCUCUUUCUCCCUCUCUUUCUCUCUCUCUCUCUCUUUCUCUCUCUCUCUUUUUCUUUUUUUGGUUUUAGGAAGAAGGAAAAAAAAAGAGGAGGAAAGUAAAUAAAAAUUCCCAGGAUCCCACUCUGUUUGGUACCAGGAAAACGGACCUCGGCCUCUGCCUUACCCCCGCCCUGCCCUGACUUGCCUGAAACACUGCCUUAGGGGUUACGGCUACGUUCUAGGGAUCCCGGACCACACGCCUGCCGGCUGCACUUCUUUCCUCGGUCCCCGGCUGAGCCCCGGUCCUCUCUGGCUCCUGUCCUCGUGUCCUCAAGCUCGCUCAGAACUGGUAGAGCCGCCGCGGGGGCUCGGAUCCUCGUUCCCCCCCCCGGCAAUGGCCUUCGUGGGUCUCGUCUUCGUCUUUUUUUUACAUCAGCUAAAAUUUUCAGAAACAGACUUUCAGAACCUGUGGGUGUUUUGAGACAUUUCAGCAUAGGCUGAAUCCAACCAUCCUUUUCCCCGCCGGACUUGCCGUUGCGACCCGACCGCUUGGACCCUCGGUGUUUCUCCCGGCUCCUUCCCCUUCGCAUCUCCGACGGCUACGGGAAGAGACGUUUCCCCCUCCCUUGCUCCAGAUCAGGGCAACCGAAUCCCGGAACUGACCCAGAGACAUCAGCCCCGAUUUGAGUGGCGCCGUGGUUCAGACACGCCUCCGAGUGCCCCUUUGCCACGGGGGUUGGUUGUGUAGCUUCUGAACCUUUCCAGACCCUGAACCUUCUACAUUUCAGCCAGUGGCGCCAAGCGAGACUUGAACCUGCUCCUUCGGGGGCUGGAGAGGUUUUCCGGGAACAUUUGCGCUCUCCUCAAAAGGAGCCUCCCUGGCUUUCUGGCACUUGCACCCUUGGAUCUGUUCCCCCCCAAGCCAUGGCUUCCUUUUUCUCAUUUUUUUAAAAAAAUCUACUCUUAACUGUAAGGACUACAUCGUUCUACGCUGUCUAUUUUAUAUCUAUCUAUAUAUAUUAUAUAUAUGUAUGGUGUAAGAAGGGCCUCAUUGGGUCUCGAAGUCUCAGAGGGGUGUCUUGUGUUUUGGGGAGGUGGGAAUGGGGUGUUAGUAUUUUAAAGGGGGGGUGGGGAGAAAUAGCAAAAGUGGCUGAAUGGAAAGGGUUAGAAGGUUUUGACUUGUUUCUCUUUUGUUGUUGUUCAAAAUAUUCUUGGGACAGUUUUUUAGCUCUUGAAAGCUGGGUCAGUAUCCUCCGAUAAUGGACUGGUCUGUAGUGGCUGUCUUUUUUUUACCAAAAUCUCUUCCACCGUCAGUGUUCAGAUCCGCCUUUUUGCCAAAUCGCAGGACCGUCUUGAUGUUCUUGCUCAGAACCUCCCUAACCCCCCCCCAAAAAAAAUCGCUUUGCUUUGCUCUAGUCCUAGCAGCUUAGCGAGGAACAGACCGGCUAAAUCACGGAGACUUAUUUUGUGUCGUGGCUUUUUCGUCGUCUUUUUGUUUAUAAAGGAGAAAGGAACAAAAGGAAAAAAAACCCACUAAGAGAAACACGAACUCCCAAGCUGGUUGUUUCUCUGCGACACUUAUUGGAAUAUUUGUCAAUAUUCCGUGCUUGUCUUGCUUGAUGUCUUGGGUGCAUUUGAGCAGAUGAUUAUGGGGAAGGGAAGGCCUGAAAGUUUAAUUUAAUACAAGUAGAAAGUCUUCCCACCUUCCCGUUCCCCGGUUUUAGUAUUUUUUGUGGUGUUUUUAAUCCAGUCCUUUCACAUUUGUUUAAAAAAAAAGCUAAAGAAAAAAAAUACCAGUGUUCAGCAGGGUUGUUUGGAGAAACCCUUGUGAAAUAUUCCCGGAUUGCUGGGUCGUGUUUGUGUGUUUUAGGGGUGGUGGCAUGGUUUGGGGUUUUGAUGGCAUUUUCUCGGGAUCUCCCAAAGCCAGGGGCUCAGAGCUCUCUGGCUUCUCCGGGGUCUUGUUUGGGAGAUUUUAUUUUAGCAAUAGGAAGCACGGAGUUCUGGAUCCCUCCCCUCUGAUUUGAUCCUGCCCGUGUUAUGACGAAAGAGAGACCUGUAUGGCCAUUGGCUUGUCCAGAUUGGGGUCAGGUUGAUCUCAGAAUUCCCUCCUGAGCCCUCUUCCCCCUCUUGCCUGCUCGCCCCCCCCCGGCUCCAACCCCCCUUCCCACCUGUCCAGAGGUUGUUUACCUCGGGUCUCUCUCUCCGCCCGCAGUGCCAAUUUCCCGGGCCCACGUCUUGCGACACCGGGAUCUCUUAUCGCUUGGCCCCGAUGCUUCGGGGCGGUGAAACCUUCAAGGGGAGAGCACGCCACCCCAGUGGGGGGAAAGCAUGGGGCAGAGUGUCCUUGAAGCUGCUGGGCGGCCUUUUCCUGGCACUAGUUUGGUCUGGCUGGCCUGGGGCUGCUUUUCCUCUGUGCCGAGUUCGGAUCUCGAGGGCGUGCUCUCUAAAGACAACCUUGGAAGCGGCUAUGUCCCGCUCCUGUCCCCUUCUGUACCCCACUCUUUUCUUUUUUGGGGAUGGGGGACCAAACGCAAGGGGUCAAGAAGGGUGUAUCCUUGCAGAUUUUGAAAGCCAAUGUGGCAACAUACACAAAUUCCCUUCCUGGCCACCGAACUCACAGCUUCUGGUUCCCCGCCCACUUUUCUGUUAUGUGUUCAACUUAAGAGGCGUUAGAAGCUUCCUGGUGGGGCUGGGACCCCAAACGCCACCUUUGAUCACGCUCCCCCCCCCAAAAAAAAUCCCUCCGCCUUCCUCGCGGUCUUGUCUUUUUUCUUCUGGCUGUAGAGCCUUUCCUGGGUUCGAUGCUGUGCUUGUGAGUCCUCCUUGUUGUUGCCCCCCCCAACGAUCUCCGAAGAGAGGUACAGUUCUGUUUUGCAGGAAUUGGUUGGGCCAGUCCAGGUUUAUCUUCCGCCUCGAGCCGUGGUGUAUUUUUCUCUCCUCCACACAUGCCCGUCGGGGUUUAGAACUCAGCAGAAACGACGACCGUCCUCUUUUUUUUCUCUUGCAUUAUCUCCCCUUCCUUGUAUAUCUUGACCCCAUGCUGUUCAGUAGCUGUGAUUUUAGUUCUACCAAGGGGUUUUUUUGGGGGGGGGAGAGGAUUCGGGCCCAAGAGGAAGAAGGAGUGUGAGUCCGGGAGGAAACCGAUGCCUCUCGAGUAGUUGUGACAUUUUGGAAACCCCAGCCAUGUCUCCUCCCGCCUCGGGGUUUUUGGAUGCUGGUGGUGUUUUUAGAAAGGGGAAAUUGCGGGACGUAUGGGGGGGGAUUUUUAAAAAAAGCAAUAAUGUUGUUUUAAGAAAGUGGAAGAAGUUGGCAUAGAAAGUGGAAUGCCGUUUGGCAUCCCCCCUGCGUUCUUUCCGUUUUACUCGCGCACAGAGGCGAGCAGGGGCUCCCGCCUGAGCCCGUCCGUUACAAUCCCUAGUGAUUUCCCAGCUGUCUGUGUGAUCUAAAGAUUUAACAAAGCAGUAUACAGAUGGGGGGGGGCAGGUUAAAAAGAACCGUGGACUAGCCGCUUACAGGGGUGAGCCUCUCUUUUCGUUUGGCAAGCGCCACUUGGAAGGGAGGUGAUUUCCUCCCUUAUGGGGCAAAUAGCCCCCUAAAGUACGGUGGCCAAAACACCCCCUCCCCUUUUGCCGCUGGGAUCCGGACAGGACUUUCCCACUCCUCUUGGCCUCAGGCAACCAAAGCCAGGCCAAACCAGGCCUGGCAACGGCAGGGCUUCGUUUGCUGAGGGGCACCCUCUCUGUAACCCUUUUUCCCAGCUCUCAUCCAGGACCAGUAAAAUAAAACCCCAAACCCACAACGCCAUCAGAAUAGACAGGACAGAGUUAAAAACUAAGACCUGGAAGGAAUCAGGCUGCCUCUUGGGGAAGCACCCAGAGGGAUCGUCCACUGUGCCCAGCGAACAUCAUUUUUGUUGCCGAGAGGAAAAUAUUACCCGAAAGUCGGUACUGUGUAGGGGGAUUUUUGUUUUAACUUCUCCCGUAUUCCUCCAUCCACCCACCCAUGAGUUCUCCCGGCUUUACCUUCAUUUUGCUGGAAUUUCCCUGGCCACACCAUCUGUCUUUUUGGCCUCUGGUGGGAAGCUGCCUUCCCGGCCAUGGAUUCCAGGAAGGGCAUCGACGGGGGCCUGAGCCAAACGGAGCAGCGCCCUCCAAGCUCCUCUGCCCCAUCUUAAGCCAUCGAGGCUUGGCCACAUUGGGGGAACUGGCUGGGGAAAACCCAUUGGUUUUCUCCUAGACUUUAAACCAAGCCCCGCUUCUUUCCCGGACCUCCGGCCUCAAAAGUUCUUUUCCAGUCCGUUUCCAGUUCUGUGUCUUUCAACCCGACUCCGUGCGCGACCCAGCGGGAGAAGAGAUGCCUAAGGUGGCCGAUUUAUAAUAGGAUUUGAAUGGGUUUUGGCCAGACCUGCCAUAAAAAUCUCAUGCGCGGUUAAAACAAAAACCAGCAGGUUCCUCUUUGCUUCCAUUCUUUGGGUCCAGCAUUUCAUCCAUCCACAAAUGGGGAGGAAUAAACUUCCCUGUCUUUCUGAGUGUCUUGAGACUUCCCCCCUCCUUCUUUUAAAACUCAGCCAGGUUGCUAGUCCUUAACGUUGCUGGUGGGUGGGGAUUCCCUGGCGAGACAUUAAACCCAAAGAGGUUCGUCCAAGUCCUCACAAAACAGGCCGUUGUGAGCCGCUCCACAGUUUCACCCAUGUUUUUUAAUGUGUGUAUUAUGGCAUGUACAGGUUGCAGUAUUUUGCGAAACGCCCCUUUUUCUUGCAAAAAAAAGUAUGCAUGAUGUGAGUCUCGUAACGAGUCUCUUAACUCGUUAAGUUUCAGUAGGUGUUGAUUGGAAGGAGGGGCAGUCGGUCGGCGGUCCUGGAGCUCCAGGACCUUUUAGGCCUUGAAGAAAAAAAGUUUGCACUCUUAGGAGGUGGUGACCGAAUACUUUAAAAUCUUCUCUCGUGCGGGGUGGGGUGGGGUAGGAUGGGUUCAUCCUUUCGUCACCGGCUCCGUUCCGCUGGAAGCAAAGGUAUUAAAUACCUGGCCAGUGUAUUAGAAAGAUGUUCGACGCCAUUUCGAGGGGAGGGGGUUUGCGAAAGCUGCCCCCCUCCUUGCCCCUCCCCAGGCCUGUGGUUUAAAAAAAAAAGAGGAAGCCUAAGGAAAAAAAGGGGGGGACUGGGGGAGGAAAGGGGGGUUUACAUGUUUGUAAUAAGUUAUGGGAUCGUUUUUUCUGUCCUGAAUUUUAUGCUCCUUUUUUGUUUGUUUUGGUUGAACUUGUGAGAUUUAUGGAGGAGUUUUAUAGGAAAAAAGGAAAAAAAGAAAACGUGAAAUAAAGCCGCGAGUCACAACCAUG
This is a messenger RNA of Pogona vitticeps (central bearded dragon), 7299 nucleotides long. It is a transcript of the gene MLLT1, whose product is annotated as MLLT1 super elongation complex subunit. NCBI's taxonomy places the organism in Eukaryota, Metazoa, Chordata, Lepidosauria, Squamata, Agamidae. Gene Ontology annotation, cellular component: transcription elongation factor complex. Gene Ontology annotation, biological process: positive regulation of DNA-templated transcription. The record is from RefSeq and is a predicted model, not a curated record. Gene Ontology annotation, molecular function: chromatin binding.